AUGACGGACGAUCAAUACUGUGUUCGAGUUGAGGAUGCUGAAUCUAAUGAUGAUGAUUCAUCUAAUGAUGGGGACCAGCUGUAUGAUGGGAACAAGGAACCUGAUUUGGGUGAGCCAGAAGAUCAGGCGCAAGAUGUAUUGGAGAGAAUGCUGAUAGAUGAGUUUGAAAUUUCAGCUGAGCAAGCGCCUCUAAUCGAUAAUGCCAUUAUGGAGCUGUUUCGUGAGGAUCAAAGUGGGAGGGGGGUGCAGGCACCAGCGAAGAAAAAGCAGAGGGGUCCGACGACAGCUUUCAAGAAACCUGUCGGUCCCAUGGUCUUGAAGUAUGACAGGGUAGGGCAACCCUCAGGUAAAUGGCGUCGUCAGUAUGCUGGUCAAGUUGGGAUUUGUGCGCGCAAAAUCCCCAUUACGCUUCGUAUGAGCGACGUACCUACAGGCUUGAUUGACACGUUUUGGAAUGAUACCAGGAGUCUAUUUAACAUUCCAAAUGAGUACGCCAAGCGAAGGGUGUUUGAAUCAUUACUUGCGGCAAGAUUCAGAAGCUUCAAGUGUAACUUAGUUCGUCGGUUUAUCACAAAUAAACUUGUGAGGAAACAAAAGAACAAGAAAGGAGGUGGCAGUGAUGAUGAUGUUAUCGAUGAAGAGAAACUCCCAUGGAAAAUAUGGCCUAGCAUAUCGAAGGAUAAUUGGGAAGCUUUCGAAAUGAGGGAGCAGAAUUCCAAGAAUGCAUUGCAAAAGCAAUACCACCAUCAUAUGGGAGCAAUGACGUAUGAUAAAUAG
Messenger RNA from Chenopodium quinoa (quinoa), 777 nucleotides. RefSeq lists its product as uncharacterized. The transcript has 3 exons. NCBI's taxonomy places the organism in Eukaryota, Viridiplantae, Streptophyta, Magnoliopsida, Caryophyllales, Amaranthaceae. The coding region runs from base 1 to 777 and encodes 258 amino acids. The record is from RefSeq and is a predicted model, not a curated record.